GUGUACUGUGGGCUGAGGCGAGCGAAUUCGAGGGAGGGAAAUUCCAGGGAAGAGAGGAUAGAAGUGGGUGAGUGGCGAUUCGGGAGGAGACAGGGAGUGCCUUGAAGCGGAGAUAACCUGGUGCAAUUGGAGAUCAGGUGCGAAAAAUAGGAAUUUGGGGUGUGGGAAUUGUGAGAAGUGGGGAUAACUGGGAUGGGGGAAUGAGAGAGUACUGGGUGGGGAGAUUAUUAGAUGAGGACGUAGUGGCCGACAGAAGAGUUGGAAGGAUCUUAGGAAACACAGAGGAGUUCUGGGCAAACCUGGAUGCUGAGGUUUUCAGAAAACUGAGCCAGGAGGGAACUGGGGGUUCCUAUGCAUUUGGAAAAAGAUAUGUCCAUGAGGUGGCUGGGGACAGUGGGAAGCAAGGGCGAUGGGUGCUUGCUGGUGAGUUAUCAGGAGUUAGACGUGCAGGGCCAUUCAGUCCAGGCAGGGAUGUUUUAUAGCCCAUUCCGAACUGUGAGGCCAAGAGUGGGGUGGAGGCCCGCAGAGCAGAGUCCACUUGGAUCUUCCAGGCCCAAGGCAGCACCCCCCACCACCAUCACCACCACCACCCCAGCCUGCUGUGACUUCCUUAGAUGCUCAGGGGCUGGGGCUAUCAAGAGUUCCUCCCCUCCAUGCUCCAGGGCUCACUUUGUACACCCUAGGGACUGGUUGACUUUUUAGCUUCUCAUGGACCAUGCCCCUGGGGUUAGUGAAGGGGGAGCCUAGCAAACCUUAGGCCCCGAAGAUACUGGAGGGAGAGUAAGUGGGAGGAAUUGGGUUAAGGCACUUGGGUCAUGGUGUCUGGCAGAGGGAGGGCUGCCUGACAGCAUCAAGAAGAGGAAGUGGCGUCAGCCGCCAGCCCCAGGACCUGCCCAGACCUGGAGGAUGCUGCCUGGGCCCCCAUACCAGCAGAUGGGAGGCAAUCGUCCUCUCCCAAGUGUCUGACUCAUUCAUGGCUAAAGCAGUAUUGGGAGGCUGAUGGAGAAAGAGGUACAGGGCCUCCAGCUUGCAGGGUUCACAGAGGCUGGAGAAAUGAGGCAAGGAUUUGUGCUCUGGGGGCCACUUUCCCUGGGUUUUCAUCCAGGCUUUGCCCUUAACUGGCUCUGUGCGCCUGAGCAAGGCUCUGAGAUACCCAAGGUCCUUAUUUGUCACCGUGGGGUGGAGGCGAUAAUACUGGUUCUACCUUGCUAUCUGCUACCUUGUUAUCAGCAUCAGGACUAAGGAAAGAACAGGGAGAAGAGGCUGGGCUAUGGGGCUCUUCAUCUCCCAUGCUUUCCUGAGAAGUCCUUUCCCAAGUGUGUAGGAACCCAAUUUCCCUCCUGGCCCAGCUUUCCAAGAGCCUUGGUAACCUGCGUAUCCCCAGAAUCCCUCUGCUUUUUCUAAGAUCUUUCCAGCUCCUCUGCUCCCCACAUGUCCUCAUCUGUCUGGUCUCCCCACCCGGCACUCCCUCACCCCAGCCCUUCCCCCACGCAUCUGCUCUCCUCUCUCCUUCUGCCUUUGCUCACCUCCAGCUUUUCUCUAACUCGGGGUUUCUUCUGGUUUCCAACAUUGGCCCACUCUGCACGUUGCCUUGCGUUUUGCAUCUAGAUCUGGCGGUGCUCCAGAGGACGGCUUCAUCAGGUGUUACACGAGCCAAGCCCUAACUGUCCAGAAGAGUGAGAGCUGACCCCCGUUACCCAGUCAGAAGGAUUGACAGGGCUUGCUGGGCUGUGCAGGUCCCUGGGCCCCUCCGUCUGGGCCCCUGUGGAUAGGAGGGGCCGGGCGAGCAGGCAGCUGGGCUAUGGUUUGGUGCCUCAGUCUGGCCAUCCUCAGCCUGAUCAUCGGCCAGGGGGCUGACGGUCGAGGGAAGCCUGAGGUGGUGUCGGUGGUGGGCCGGGCCGGGGAGAGCGCGGUGCUGGGCUGUGACCUGCUGUCCCCGGCUGGCCGGCCCCCUCUGCACGUCAUCGAGUGGCUGCGCUUUGGAUUCCUGCUUCCCAUCUUCAUUCAGUUCGGCCUCUACUCUCCCCGCAUCGACCCUGCUUACGUGGGGCGUGUCCGGCUUCAGAAGGGGGCAUCUCUCCAGAUCGAGGGGCUGCGGGCUGAGGACCAGGGCUGGUACGAGUGCCGCGUGCUCUUCCUGGACCAGCACAGACCCGAGGACGACUCUGCUAACGGCUCCUGGGUGCACCUCACAGUCAAUUCGCCCCCUCAAUUCCUGGAGACACCUCCCCAGGUGCUGGAAGUGCGGGAACUGGAGGCUGUGACCCUGCGUUGCGCGGCCCGCGGCAGCCCCCAACCUCGUGUGACUUGGAAGCUCCUAGGACAGGACCUCGGCCAGGGCCAGAGUCAGGUGCAAGUGCAGAACGGGACGCUGAGGAUCCGGAGGGUGGAGCGAGGCAGCUCCGGGGUCUACACCUGCCAAGCCUCCAGCACUGAGGGCAGCGCCAUCCACGCCACCCAGCUGCUGGUGCUAGGACCCCCAGUCAUCGUGGUGCCCCCCAAGAACAGCACGGUCAAUGCCUCUCAGGAUGUUUCCCUGGCCUGCCAGGCUGAGGCGUACCCCGCUAACCUCACCUACAGCUGGUUCCAGGACAGCACCAAUGUCUUCCACAUUAGCCGCCUGCAGCCCCGAGUGCGGAUCCUGGUGGAUGGCAGCUUGCGGCUGCAGGCCGCCCAGCCUGAUGAUGCGGGCCGCUACACCUGUGUACCCAGCAAUGGCCUUCCACGCCCACCCUCGGCCUCUGCCUACCUCACUGUUCUCUACCCCGCCCAGGUGACUGCCAUGCCUCCUGAGACACCCCUGCCCAUGGGCAUGCGGGGGGUGAUCCGGUGCCCGGUUCGUGCCAACCCCCCACUGCUCUUUGUCAGCUGGACCAAGGAUGGGCAGGCCCUGCAGCUGGACAAGUUCCCUGGCUGGUCCCAGGGCCCAGAAGGUUCUCUGAUCAUUGCCCUGGGGAAUGAGGAUGUGCUGGGAGAAUACUCCUGCACCCCCUACAACCGUCUUGGCACUGCAGGGCCCUCCCCGGUGACCCGCGUGCUGCUCAAGGCUCCCCCAGCUUUUCUAGAACGGCCCAAGGAAGAAUAUUUCCAAGAAGUAGGGCGGGAGCUACUCAUCCCCUGCUCUGCCCGAGGAGACCCUUCGCCUACUAUCUCUUGGGCUAAGGUGGGCCGGGGGCUGCAGGGCCAGGCCCAGGUGGAUAGCAACAGUAGCCUCAUCCUGCGACCGUUGACCAAGGAGGCCCACGGGCGCUGGGAGUGCACAGCCAGCAAUGCUGUGGCCCGAGUGGCCACCUCCACGAAUGUCUACGUGCUGGGCACCAGCCCCCACGUUGUCACCAAUGUGUCCGUCGUGCCUUUGCCCAAGAGUGCCAACGUCUCCUGGGAGCCUGGCUUUGAUGGUGGCUACCUGCAGAGAUUCAGCGUCUGGUACACCCCAUUGGCAAAGCGUCCUGACCGAGCCCACUACGACUGGGUGUCCUUGGCUGUGCCCCUGGGGGCUGCUCACCUCCUAGUGCCAGGCUUGCAGCCCCACACCCAAUACCAGUUCAGCGUCCUUGCUCAGAACAAGCUGGGGAGCGGGCCCUUCAGCGAGAUCGUCUUGUCUGCUCCUGAAGGGCUUCCUACCACACCAGCUGCCCCCAGUCCUCCCGCAACAGAGAUGCUGCCUCCCCUGUCCCCUCCGAGAGGUCUGGUGGCAGUGAGGACAGCCCGGGGGGUACUCCUGCAUUGGGACCCCCCAGAACUGGUCCCUAAGAGACUGGAUGGCUACGUCCUGGAGGCACGGCAAAGCUCCCAGGGGUGGGAGGUGCUGGAUCGGGCCGUGGCAGGCAGUGAAAUGCAGUUGUUGGUGCCAGGACUUAUCAAGGACGUUCUCUACGAGUUCCGCCUUGUGGCCUUCGCCGGUAGCUAUGUCAGUGAUCCCAGCAACACGGCCAACGUCUCCACUUCUGGUGAGAAUCUGGCAGGAGGGCAGAGCCCUGGGGAUUGGGGGGCUCGAAGCCCACUAAGUCGUGGACACCGACCCUCCCCCGUGGCCCUUUGCCCAGGCCUGGAGGUCUACCCCUCGCGCACACAGCUGCCGGGCCUCCUGCCCCAGCCAGUGCUGGCCGGCGUGGUGGGCGGGGUCUGCUUCCUGGGCGUGGCUGUCCUCGUGAGUAUCCUGGCCGCUUGCCUUAUGAACCGGCGCAGAGCCGCACGUCGCCACCGCAAACGCCUCCGCCAAGAUGCACCUCUUAUCUUCUCUCCGGCCGGGAAGUCAGCUCCCCACUCUGCUUCGGGCUCGGGCAGUCCUGACAGCGUGGCGAAGCUGAAGCUCCAGGGUUCCCCAGUGCCCAGCCUGCGCCAGAGUCUGCUCUGGGGGGAACCCGCUGGACCCCCCAGCCCCCCUCCGGAUCCUCCACCUAGCCGGGGGCCCUUACCCCUGGAGCCCAUUUGCCGGGGACCAGAUGGGCGAUUUGUGAUGGGACCCAAGGUGGGGACCUCCCAAGAAAAGUCAGGCCCUGAGCAGGCUGAGCCUCGGACCCCAGCUCAGCGUCAGGCCAGGUCCUAUGAUGGCAGCAGCAGCCCCAGUGGGAUGGCCCAGCCCCUCUGCAUUGCAGACAUCAGCCCUGUGAGGCCCCCUCCAGCAGCGCCCCCCAGUUCCCUGCCAGGUCCAGGACCUCUGCUCCAGUACCUGAGCCUGCCCUUCUUCAGGGAGAUGAAUGUAGAUGGGGACUGGCCCCCCUUGGAGGAGCCUGCUCCUCCCCCAGAUUACAUGGAUACCCGGCCCCGCCCCACCUCAUCUCUCCUCCACCCCCUGGACUCCCACCCUGAGUUCCCCAGGACGGCGCUUCCUGGGGCCGUGCUCGGGGUUGGGGCCUCCCCAGAGCCCCCGUACACAGCGCUGACUGACUGGACACUGAGGGAGCGGCUGCUGCCAAGCCUUCUGCCUGCUGCGCCUCGGGGCAGCCUCACAAGCCAGAGCAGUGGGCGGGGCAGCGCCUCCUUCCUUCGGCCCCCCUCCACGGCCCCCUCUGCAGGAGGCAGCUACCUCAGCCCCGCUCCAGGAGACACCAGCAGCUGGGCCAGUGGCCCUGAGAGGUGGCCCCGAAGGGAGCAUGUGGUGACGGUCAGCACCAGGUGCGAAGACUCCAGAGGAGGGCUGCCUCCUGAAUACCGCCCACGCUCCUGGCCCUGAGGCCCGCUGUGCUGCCCUUCGGGAGGAAUUCCUGGCCUUCCGCCGCCGUCGAGAUGCUGCUAGGUUCCGGCUACCGGCCUAUCGACAGCCAGUCUCCCACCCUGAACAGGCCACUCUGCUGUGAAUGCCCUAAUGUGAGGCAGGGGGAAGGCACAUGGACCCUGCAAAGAAGGCCCCCAGCAAGAACUAGCUCCAGCCUGGGACACUGCCCCUCCUCCUUUGGUGCUCAGGCACGGACCCUGACAGUGGGCUUGGUGUGGGAUGUGCUGAGCCUCUAGAGUCUGGGGACUGGAACAGGGAUCUUAGGUCUGCCUGUGUGUGUGUGUGUGUGUGUGUGUGUGUGCGCGCGCGUGUGCACGCGCGCGUGUGCACGCGUGCAUGUGCGUGUGUGUGGUGUUUGUGGUGUGGGUGAGGUUUUUUUACAGGUGAAUAAAGAAAGUCUGAAAAAUC
Orcinus orca (killer whale) is the source of this 5626-nucleotide messenger RNA. It is a transcript of the gene IGSF9, whose product is annotated as immunoglobulin superfamily member 9. The transcript has 18 exons. Gene Ontology annotation, biological process: cell-cell adhesion. Bases 1802 to 5176 code for a protein of 1124 amino acids. Lineage: Eukaryota; Metazoa; Chordata; Mammalia; Artiodactyla; Delphinidae. The record is from RefSeq and is a predicted model, not a curated record. Gene Ontology annotation, molecular function: protein binding.